Messenger RNA from Lachancea mirantina, 606 nucleotides. The record is from the annotation of a GenBank genome assembly. NCBI's taxonomy places the organism in Eukaryota, Fungi, Ascomycota, Saccharomycetes, Saccharomycetales, Saccharomycetaceae.
AUGUCAGGCUCAUUGAUAUCAAGGGCGAAUCGCGCCAAUAACAUAACUUUUUCUUCAACGAGCCAAAAAUAUUGGAAAUACGACUGGUAUUCGCCUUUACAAGUAGAUACUCCGGCAGAAAAUGGGAAUGGCGAAGUGUCUGAAAAUAAGGACCAGGACAGACUUUCAUUCCAUAUUAAGAAGUGGAUUCCUACUGAAAAGCCAGAAUGGGACGAUGCAGAACUUGAAGUGGACGACGUACUUGAUUUGAAAAACUACGACAGAAGUAACCGGCAGGUUUUGGAACAAGAGAUACAAAACGGCGCUGAACAUCAAAAUACGACCAGCGGUUUGAGUGCAGACGACAUUAGAGGUGCAGUGGGGAAUGAGGGAGGAAUUUCUGGCUUUUCGGGUUCGGAUGCGAUAACGAGGAAAGAAAAAGAAGAUGAAAAUGACGCCGAAGACGAAUCUGCCAAAGACGUUGAAAUGGCAGACGCAACGAAUCGUAUCGCUGAAUCUACACAAGGGGUAGAAACCAUUCAAGCUGCAGCAGUCGAAGAAAUUAAUCCUGUGUUGGAAAACGGACUAUCACAAGAGGAAGGAGAUGAAAUUGCGAAAGAGGAAUAG